Molecule: messenger RNA, 2618 nt
Organism: Ochotona princeps (American pika)
Lineage: Eukaryota; Metazoa; Chordata; Mammalia; Lagomorpha; Ochotonidae
Gene: POC1B
Product: POC1 centriolar protein B
Exons: 11
Coding region: 139-1437 (432 amino acids)
Biological process (GO): cilium assembly
Cellular component (GO): ciliary basal body; centriole
Molecular function (GO): protein binding
Source: RefSeq, a predicted model, not a curated record
CGGAGCCCGAACCCCUUUCCUUUCCAGGAGGACCCCGUCCUGGAGCGCUACUUUAAAGGGCACAAAGCGGCCGUCACUUCGGUGGACUUCAGCCCACAGGGCAAACAGCUCGCUACUACCUCUUGGGAUACAUUUCUCAUGCUAUGGAAUUUCAAGCCACAAGCUAGAGCUUUCAGAUAUGUGGGUCACAAGGAUGUCGUAACCAGCGUGCAGUUUUCUCCCCUCGGAAACUUGUUGGCAUCUGCCUCACGAGACAGAACCGUUAGACUCUGGAUUCCUGAUAAGAGAGGGAAAUCGUCAGAAUUUAAAGCUCACACAGCUCCAGUGCGAAGUGUGGAUUUUUCAACUGAUGGCCGAUUACUGGCAACAGCUUCAGAAGACAAAUCCAUAAAAGUAUGGAGUAUAUAUCGCCAGCGCUUCUUAUAUUCCUUGUACCGACACACACACUGGGUACGAUGUGCCAAAUUUUCACCUGAUGGAAGGCUAAUUGUGUCAUGUAGUGAGGAUAAAACUGUUAAAAUUUGGGACAGUACAAAUAAGCAGUGUGUUAAGAACUUCUCAGACUCAGUGGGGUUUGCAAAUUUUGUGGAUUUUAACCCUAGUGGUACGUGCAUAGCUUCAGCAGGUUCUGAUCACACUGUGAAAAUCUGGGAUUUAAGGAUGAAUAAACUACUGCAGCAUUAUCAAGUUCACAGUGGUGGAGUCAACUGCCUGUCCUUCCAUCCUUCGGGUAACUUCCUCAUCACUGCUUCUUCAGAUGGCACACUCAAGAUUCUGGACCUCUUGGAAGGAAGACUCAUAUAUACACUUCAAGGGCAUACGGGUCCUGUCUAUACUGUUUCAUUUUCAAAAAAUGGAGAGCUGUUUUCAUCAGGGGGUGCAGACACACAGGUCUUAUUAUGGAGAACUAACUUUGAUGAUUUCAAGUCUAAAGAUACUAAAAGAAAUGUUAAAGGAUUACAAUUGGAUUCAACACCGCAUCUUCUUGAUAUCUACCCCAGAACACCACAUCCCCAUGAGAGAACUGAAACUGUUGAGAUUAAUCCAAAGCUUGAGGUCAUCGAUUUGCAGAUUUCAACUCCCCCUGUUGUGGACAUGCUUUCUUUUGAUUCUGCUACAACAACAGAGACCAAUGGCAGAACUCCCCCAGAAAAGGGUGAAGAAAUCUGUGGAUACUUCUUGAACCCUUCCCUAAUGUCACCAGAAUGUUCAGCAACAAUAAUGAAGAAGAAGGCAGAGGACACGAGUGACUUCCCCUCUGAAAGUCAGAGAAACAUCCCACUUGCGUUGGCCAAUGUCCUGGAGCAUGUCAUGGAACAGCUUCAUGUUUUGACACAGGUCACAGUUCUACCUGUUUGUCUCCAUGAGACUUAUCUUUUAAUUCUUCAGACAGUUUGGCACCAACUCAGCAAAUAUAUUGAGCCUGGAUGUUUCUAAAGUUAUAAAUUAAAGUCCCUCUGGCAAAACUUACAGCAGUUUCAGUCCUCCACGUAUUCUGUGAUAGACACUGGUGAUGUUUUCCAAAGAGAGGACAGAAUCCCGAGGUACAGGAUGGAGAGAUGGAAACUUAUUUGUGGGAAGGAGCCCUGGGGGCAGUUGGAAAAGAUACAACCUGCUGCACCAUGCUGUGAGGAUACAAGCCGGGACAAGUGCAACCUGCAAGCAUUACACCUGCUAGAACAAGACACCCUGUCCCCCACUGCAGCAAUAGGAACCAGGGGUCACACGAGGAGUAACAUUUCGCACACUUCUCUGUCAUGGCAAACAGUGGGGAAAGGGACCUCUCCUUAUAGACUCUCAGUACAGUGCAGUGCUUGUGGCCAAACAGGCUGCAGUGCUGCCUUUAUUCAGAACUCACUGGCCCCUUGGAUGAGCAGUGCCACUUCCUGGGUAGUAAGUAUUGGAAUUUGGGCAGCAGCUUCCUUCUAAAGUGUGCUUCUGACGUUUUGACAACACUUUUCUGUAGUUUUGAAACUUUUAUAAUUAAAUGUUAGGGGUAAAGGCAGUUUCUUUCCCCCAGAGAGGAAUUAUGCCAUUGGCAUUUAGAAUAACAGUUCCCCCUCUUUCCCGGCUACCACUGCAAGCAUCGCUCAGUACCUCCCUGAAUGAGGGAAGAUGAGUAUUUUGUCACCUUCUAUUAAUAGGAAAGGAUUCUGAGUCACAGAAAGGCUAAGUGGUUUUUCUAGCCUUAGAAAUAAGAGGGAUAAAACCCAGCAGGUUGAUUAGCAUAUUAUUUUAGGAAGAGGACCUUUGUGGUGUCACAGCAUCAUCUCCUUGGACAAUGGCAACUGUCUCCUAAUUGGUUUUCCUGUCCCCAGCUUCCCUCUCCCCUCCAGCCCCCUCACCUCUUUGUUAUCAGAACUUCAUUCUGAAAUCACUGCCACAUGCCUGUUUACAUUUACUUCAUGGCUGCUCAUGCUGCCUAAAGAAAAAAUUCCAGACUCCUUCGCAUGGAUGUCUGACACUCAUUUCCUCCUGGCUAUAAACCUUUCCCUUCUUGGCUCACCUGCUCUCCGGCGGCCUUCCAUGGCCAUCCCUCCAUGCCUUAAUCUUUGUCUUCACUUUUCCUUCCAUCCCCUUGUGCUGGGGGAGAAAGAAAUCCAUGUACCCGUGGGGGC